CCGACACUCAUUCCAGGACAGCCCGCCACUGCCACGAAAAGUCUCACGUACCCACUGGCAGCAAGACUUGGUUUCUAACUAUUGAUGGGCUUUCGUUGCUUCUGUGUAUGGCAAACACAGGCAGGUUCUUCACAAGUCGUGUAACCAACACAUCCCAGAUCUACAAGGGAGCCCAAAACCGGGACACCCGUGGAUGGUUUCGAAACAGAGCACGCCCCACGGCAUGUCCCCAGCUCUCCCUUCUCGGGCGCUUUGAAGGAUUGAUUGUUUGGCAGCUCGCCCCCUCCCGACAGCAAUCUCAAAUGCAUUGGCGAGCCUCGGCUCCCCUGCACCACCAGCAAGGGAGCUUUGCCUGGCUCAUUGGCUUUGGGCGUGGUUUCACCACGUGGAUCAUCCCCUCCACCAUUUUCCGCGGCUGACGGUCCGAAUGGUCAAGGUUAACGCCUUCUUACCUCAGAACUUGCUCUGCACUUGGUGAACAAAGCAUGAUACUGUGUACAGUACUACCUAAGCCCAGUUAGGUUUCUCUUUGUCC
This is a messenger RNA of Ilyonectria robusta, 535 nucleotides long. RefSeq lists its product as uncharacterized. The record is from RefSeq and is a predicted model, not a curated record. The coding region runs from base 108 to 419 and encodes 103 amino acids. Lineage: Eukaryota; Fungi; Ascomycota; Sordariomycetes; Hypocreales; Nectriaceae. The transcript has a single exon.